UAAAUAGGGUGAGCGAGUUGUGCAGCUGUUUGUGCUGCAAAGUGGGAUCUGGUGGUGUUGAAAGGGAUCGAGUAAUAUGUUGGAUCUAAAGCUUCUCCUUUGCUUGUAAUGUGAUACAGUCACUUCAGACCCAGUCCAGUCACCACAGCACCGGCUGGGACUUUUCAGUUGGGAAAGCUGCUACUAGAAGUAACCUACACAGGGCUUCUUUAUUAUUCUACACCAGUUUUUCUUUGUUCUGGACUUUUAUAAUCAGCUUCUCUAAAUCACCAUCAUAGAAAUGUUUUAUUUAGCAUCGGAAAUUGAAAACAUGAUGCAAGAGAAAAAUCGUUCUGCAUGGUGCUAUACAGCUGAGCAGUUGCAGAGAAUGUGGAUAGAGCGCCCUCUAGUGCAUUGUGCAUAGAUUUCUCCACAUAUCUUUUUCUCUUCUACAUUUGGAACAAUGGCGUUGGGUUCUUUUCCUUCUACAAAACAUGGCAUACAGGAAAGUGAAAGAUGUGACUUUCUUAUAGAACUUCACUACAACUACACAGGAAAAUUCCGUCAAAGAGGCAUUGACUCUGAUCAGAUGAGCUUUACUAGCAUGUUGUUCCUAGUUAUCUGUAGUUUAAUAGUGCUGGAAAAUCUCAUGGUGCUUAUUGCUAUAUGGAAAAACAACCGAUUCCACAACAGAAUGUAUUUUUUUAUUGCCAACCUUGCACUUUGUGACUUAUUAGCUGGGAUAGCAUACAUAGUAAACAUUCUAAUGUCUGGGAAGAAAACAUUCAGCAUCUCAUUGACUGUGUGGUUUGUCAGAGAGGGCAGUAUGUUUAUUGCUCUUGGAGCGUCAACGUUCAGCUUGUUAGCCAUUGCUAUAGAACGACACUUGACAAUGAUCAAAAUGAGACCUUAUGACGCCAACAAGAAGUACCGUGUAUUUCUUCUAAUUGGAACAUGUUGGCUAAUAUCAUUUUCAUUAGGUGCCUUGCCAAUCCUUGGCUGGAACUGCAUUAACAACUUACCAGACUGCUCCACUAUAUUACCCUUGUAUUCUAAACGAUAUGUUGGAUUUUGCAUAAGUAUCUUUAUAGUGAUUUUGUUUGCAAUAGUCAUCCUCUAUGCACGGAUCUACAGUUUGGUUAAGUCAAGUAGCCGAAGAGUUACAAAUCAUAGUAAUUCGGAGAGAUCAAUGGCACUACUCAGGACAGUAGUUAUUGUUGUGGGGGUUUUCAUAGCCUGUUGGUCACCUUUAUUUAUUCUUCUCUUGAUAGAUGUUGCCUGUACAGUUAAACAGUGUCAAAUAUUAUAUAAGGCCCAAUGGUUUAUCGUAAUUGCUGUCCUCAAUUCCGCCAUGAAUCCUGUCAUCUACACACUUGCAAGCAAGGAAAUGCGUAGGGCAUUCUUUCGCCUGGUAUGUGGGUGCUUUGCCAAGACUAAUGGAUCAAGGACUCUACCUAUUCAACCAACCCCAGAUCAGAGCAGAAGUAAAUCCAGUAGCAGCAGCAAUUCCCCAAAACAUAAAGGAUUUACAAAAACAACUCUUCAGUGCAAAGAUGAAAAAAGUGAGUCUUCAUUCCAGAAUGGAAACUUUAGCAAAUCCUAAAGCAUGCAUUCUACUUGACUUAUUUUUAUGACCAGAGUGACAUGCUCUUAAUGAAGGGUUUAAAAACUGUUUGCUGGAUAAAAUGUACAGUUUUCCCUGCACUUAAAUAAUCAGGCGUUAGUGGAAAGCAAAUCGUAACCUGCAUAUUUAAUGCAUGUUUUUAAUAACUUUUUUCAAGUGGCCAGGAAGUAGCAUAUAUUGCAUGUUAGGCACAUUUUAUAUUUUUACAGAUUAUGCAUCAAAAUUAUUAAAACUAUAUAAACAUGGUGAUCAAUUAUAUAAAAACAAAUACUAUGUUUUUUUAUUUUAUCUGUGCUUCCAAAAGAAAAGUUAAAAUGGUGAAGCCAUGAGUAAUGAUAUCAUACAAUAACACUGCUAAAUGUUUAGGUACACAUACUUAUGUGAAAAUGUUCCAGAACUAACAAUAAAGAGCAGCAGUGUAAGUAUGCAUCACAACUGUAUGAAACAUACAACACAUGUGUAUUAUUGUACUGUAAUAGAUGCCUUAAAAUACAUUACCAUCUAGAAGCCAUUAGUAACAUCAAAUGGGGUUUUGUGGUGCAAACUGUGUUUGCCUCUAUCACAGUUUCUCUAAAGGGAUAUUAUUGAUCUCUUAUUGUGGGGCUACUUGGCUACACCACACUAUAUAGAAGCUAGUCUAUUAUUAAUAACAAUUACCAUUAAUUGACUAAUGUGUUUCUUUAAAAUUACAUUUUGUUUCUUGCCAUGUGACAAACUGUAGAAAAAAUACAAGAAGCUAAUUGGCCUGUGUGAACAAGCUUUGUAGGGUUGUCAAAAUGAAUUUCACUUAAAAUAUCCAGUGGGUUUACUUCACGAACUAUAUGAUAAGACCAAAUAGGAGCAGAAAAAAGUCAACUAAAAAUUCCCUUUAAUAAAGAUAUCAGUUGCAGUAAACAGAGUAUCCGUAUAGCUGCUAAUAGUAAGUUACAACAUAUUAUGCACUGUUUUUCUAUUUUGACUAUUCUACAAUUCCUAGCAUGAAUUUUCAGUCAUUUCUCUGUUAAAUAGCAUAGUUUUAUUGUAGGCUUUCUUUUCUUUGAGUAAAUUGCAAGACAAUCAGGGUUCUUUGAAAUGUGCAAUUAUAUAGCUACGUUUAUGAAUAAUUUGGUCAUUAGGUCAACUCCCAAUUAAAUUGAGGAUAUUGACUAAAACAAAUUGGAUGCAACUUCUGUGUUACUUCAAUAGUAUUAUAUUAGUAUGCAUAAAUAUGAAUUACUUUUAUAAAGUAAAAUAACGGCAUGCUCAGAUUAUUUCACUCAAGUGACAUGCCUAAUAUAGGUUAAAUGCAAUGGUAAAUUGUAAACUUACAUAGUCCUUUUAGUGUAAAUCAAAUGAAUAUAUAGUUCAUUUCCAAGGGUAAAUGCAUAUAUUUCAAAUUAGAACUAUGUCAAGUUACAGAAGGUGAGUUAAGUUUAAAAAAAACAAAACACAUCCAUAAAGAUAUGUCCUUUUCUUAACCAUUUCACUGCCACAGAGGGUUGUAAACAGCCAGGACAAUACAAGUGCCUGUACAUAUUAUAGGUAUAUACAUUUGAUAGUAUUUUGCUAUUGCAUAUUAACCUAAACUCUAUCACUAUUUAUGGCAUGGAUUUGUAAAUCCACAUGGAAAAAUUAAACUUUCAUGUAAAAAAUCCAGUUUAACAUCUCUUAUUGUACAAUGUAUAUAUAACAUGCUGAAAAUAAAGAUCUGAUUACCAGAUUCACUUACUGAACAGAUCAGUAAAACAUUAAUUUGAGUAUAUUUUAUAGCUAAAGCUAUUAACAUUACAUUAACAGGAAAUUGUGUAUAUUUGUAAAAUGUAUUUGUGUAUUUAUUUUGUAUUAUGGUAAGCACAUUAAACUACAGUAUAGUGCAUUUCAGCCAAUGUAUAAAACGGACUAGAUUACAGUGGUCUAAAACAUUUCCAAGGCAUGAAAUAAUGCUAAUAGAUGGUAUUCUAUUUGGAAAAUAUGUAUUUUUAUAAAAUAAAAUAAUAAAAAAAUCAAAUAGUAUAUCACUAUUGUUAUAUAUUAAAAAUAAAACUAGCAUAAUAUAGCUGUGAAAUAUACAUUUUUUUACAAGUAUUAUGGAAUAAGAUUCAUUUAUUGUGUAAUAUUUUUUUUAUACUUUUCUGAUUACAGAACAUGUAAUGUUCGUUAUCUACUUUCAGGAAAAAUGUUGUCCUUUUGUUUCAUGAUACAAAUAGUACUUAUUUCAAGAAAUGACUUAAAAAAAUAAAGUUGAAAGGCGAGUACAACAAGCAUUUCAGCCCUGCAUAGGUUAAAAAUGUAAUAUGAAACUAUGCAUGCACCUUAGGAAAUAGUUUAUAUGGUUCAUAAUUUAUGUAACUGACAAAUCUCAGUCACUUACAUGUGUUAAUCAGCUUUUUUUUUUUUUAAUAGACCUUUUAAUUUAUUUUUUUUAGUGACACUUUAUAUUUUGAUACAUUAGUAUUCAUCAGUUCACCAUAUGUAAAGAAUGUCUUUUUACUUUCCAUAAAUAAAUCCAUCUAUACAAAUAAGGAAA
Molecule: messenger RNA, 4109 nt
Organism: Bombina bombina (fire-bellied toad)
Lineage: Eukaryota; Metazoa; Chordata; Amphibia; Anura; Bombinatoridae
Gene: S1PR3
Product: sphingosine-1-phosphate receptor 3
Exons: 2
Coding region: 443-1582 (379 amino acids)
Biological process (GO): G protein-coupled receptor signaling pathway
Cellular component (GO): membrane
Molecular function (GO): sphingosine-1-phosphate receptor activity
Source: RefSeq, a predicted model, not a curated record